This is a messenger RNA of Camelina sativa (false flax), 1952 nucleotides long. The record is from RefSeq and is a predicted model, not a curated record. NCBI's taxonomy places the organism in Eukaryota, Viridiplantae, Streptophyta, Magnoliopsida, Brassicales, Brassicaceae.
AAAAAAAAAAAACAGAGUCUCUUUAUAAAUCUGAGAAAAAUUAUUCAACUUUUCUAAAACUUUGACAUUCUCCUUCCUUCUUCGAACUUUUUAAAAAGAGAGAGAGAGACUUUGUAAAACCAGACGAUGAUCAUCAUGAUGAUAAUGAUGAACAACAUGUCCUUGUGUUCUCUUUGUUAAAAUCAUUCUCUUUCUCGUUCUUUUUUCUUUUUCUCCCUUAGAAUCCAUAAUCCUCUGUUUUGGUCUCUGUUCUGGGCUCUGUUUUUGGAGAUUGAUCUCAAAAUCCAGAUAAGAGAAAAAAAAAAAAAAAAGGUUUAAUUUUUAUUUCAGAUUCAUCUCGAAAUAUUUUUUGCUUUUUGUUUCCAGCUAUUAUUUUCACAAAUCUCGACAUAACUCAUCUCGAUUUCACAAAAUCCUUGUCUCCAAAUCCAAUUUUUUUCCCCUUUUUGUGCUUUUGAUUUGAGAUCAGUUAUGGGUUGUGCGAGUUCCAAGCAUCGUAGUAAGCGUUGUGUUCAUUGCCAGCGAGGAUAUUCUCCGGUAGACGUACCGAGAAGCCAAUCUGUGCACCACCAACCACAAAACUCUGAAGAUAGCUGUCACAUGGUGGCUCUAAGUUCGUCUAGCCUUGGAUCUCUCAAGCUAUGUGAUUCUUCUUUUGGGCAUAAUCACAAACACUUGGCAGACUUGAGCGAUAAGCUUGUUUCCGAGGAAUCUGCGAAAACGGGAAAUGGGUUUGGUCCAAAUGUGGUCAGAGAGAAGUCUGACAAGGAGAAAUUUAAUUUGGAAAUGCAGGCUAAGCUUAUGGAGGCGAAGGUUUGGUCAAGUAUGAUGAAUGAGAAGAUCCCAAAGGUUGUGCCGAAGACACCGAUUGAGACGCCUCCGGGGGAGCCUGAAACGAUUAAUACAUGGGAAAUGAUGGAUGGGCUUGAAGACAAUCUUAGUCCUUUACGAUCACCAAAUCAUGUGAGGAGCUUUUCGUUUAAUGUUUCACGUAAUGGUGAUUGCGAACGAGCUAAGUCGAAUGGUAACGGUGAGACGCUUUGGCUUCAAAUGGAGGAAGCACAAGGGUUUGAAGAUUUUGAUCCUGAGAUCAUUUCUUCGUUUAGGAAAUCGCUUCAAGAACUUCCUUCUGAUCAUCCCUUUCACAUUUCGGUUCACGAUUUCAGAUUGAAUCCAAGUUUCAAUUUCUCUGUUGAUGAAAAGGAGGAGGAGUCUUUGGAUGAAACAAGAGAAUGGGCUGCUAAAGAGAAAGUGAUACUUUACUUCACAAGUCUUAGAGGUAUAAGGAAGACAUAUGAGGAAAGCUGCGAUGUUCGGGUUAUACUAAAAAGUCUUGGGAUUAGAGUGGAUGAGCGAGAUGUAUCGAUGCAUUCGGGUUUCAAGAAGGAGUUGAAGGAGCUGCUAGAGGAUAAGUUCAACAAUGGCGUUGGGAUCACAUUGCCUAGAGUUUUCUUGGGGAGGAAGUAUCUCGGUGGAGCAGAGGAGAUUCGAAAGUUGAAUGAGGACGGGAAGCUGGAGAAGCUUCUUGGAGGCUGCGAGAGGGUGGAAGAGAACCAAAAUGCUAAUGGGCAAGAAUGCGAGGCUUGUGGAGAUGUAAGGUUUGUGCCGUGUGAGACGUGUUCUGGGAGCUGCAAAGUGUACUAUGAAUAUGAAGAUGAAGACGAUGAGGAUGAAGAAGAUGAUGAUGAUGAAAGUGUAAAGGAUGAAAGAGAGUAUGGGUUUCAAACAUGUCCUGAUUGUAAUGAGAAUGGUCUUAUUAGAUGUCCUGUUUGUUGUAAUUAGUUUACAGUCUUUACAUAAAAAAGGCAACCUUCAAUUUAUGUUUGUUUUACAAAAUUUGAGUUUUGAGUGAUUGAGAGUUUUUUUUCUUGCCUCUAAAAGAUUUUGUUGUACAUAAAGAGGUUUUUGAUUCUGAAAAUGUCAAAUUGGAAUUAGGAUGUGUUGUUGUUGUU